Molecule: messenger RNA, 2647 nt
Organism: Sphaerulina musiva SO2202
Lineage: Eukaryota; Fungi; Ascomycota; Dothideomycetes; Mycosphaerellales; Mycosphaerellaceae
Exons: 1
Coding region: 427-2577 (716 amino acids)
Molecular function (GO): protein binding
Source: RefSeq, a predicted model, not a curated record
GCCACAGGCACAGCGGCGGGGCCAGCAGACUCAGAGCGAGAGAAGAGCGAGGCGGGGCGGGGCGGGACGACGAUGACCACGACGGCGACAGGGUUAUGUAGGAGGUAAUGUACCGUACAGUACAUGUAGUAGGUGGUGCUGUCGGGUGCUGCGUCAUCUCUUAAUACAUGUCAUGGUCGGGCACCUGCUGGACGGCCUUGGGCCUUCUCCCUAACUUAGACCACCUACACACAUUAGGCACCUACAUGUACCUGUACACGUACUUCCUUGUCACAUCCAUCUGACUCGGAUGCACUUGGAACAACUGCAAUUCGCCUCCUCUUGAGAACCGUCAUGCGUACAGCAUAGCAUAGACACGAGUAUCCUAUUGUCUGGAAAUCGACACCAACAGCAACAACGACAACAACAACAAGAACGACGACGACAAUGGCUUCGGUGACAUCGCUGGACCAGGACAUGCGCAAUCUGCGACUGUCGCGAUACACCCCGCAGGCUGCCAACGAAGCCCGACAAUGGAUCGAGACCACCCUCGGACAUUCUCUACCAGCAGGCGAUCUGCUCGACGCGCUCAAAGAUGGCGUUGCGCUGUGCAAACUGGUCAAUCUGGCCGUGCAGGGCCAUGCCGGUGCCAUCAAGUACAAGGCCAGCGCAAUGCCCUUUGUGCAGAUGGAGAACAUCAGCCACUUCCUGCGAGCUUGCGAGCUGCCGCCGCUGAACAUGCCGGCACACGAUCGCUUCUUGACUGUCGACUUGUACGAGCACAAAGAUCCCGCUCAAGUGCUGCAAACUAUUGGAGCCUUGAGCAGGCAGGCCCAUAAGAUUAACCCUACGCGAUUUCCCACCACGAUAGGUCCGAAGAAGACGGGAGCAGCAGCCGCAAUGUCGCCUACUACCACGGGAAAUGGCUUCAGACGACCCGUAAGCCCGACGAAAACAACCACUGGCCCCUACCCUUCCUCCAACCGCGCUAUGAGCCCGGCUUUGACGGGAGGCUCUGCUGGAUCGCAGAAAUCAGCCGGAGGUACAAUAUCACCGACAGGCCCUGUUAGUAGCUGGAGUAAGAAGAGCGACGAGGGGAGUACUGCCCCCGCAUGGAACAUUCAUCAGUAUGGCUUCAUGGGAGGAGCGUCACAAGGCAAUCAAGGCAUCAGCUUCGGAAGCCGGCGCCAGAUUACUAGUCAGGCUCCUGGAGUGCCCAGCUUGGCCGAGAAGCAGAAAGCGCGCAGGGAAAAGGAAGAGGCCGAGGAGCGGCAGCGACAAUUGGCACAGGAAGAGCGAGAGAGGAGAGCUCGAAAGGUGCAGGAGGACGAGGAGAGGGCUCGGAUCGAAGAGGAACGCAGGUGGGAGGAAGAGACGAAGAGACAUCGAGAGGAAGAGCGCCAACGGCUCGAGCAACAGAAACGCGAAUGGGAGCAGCAGGAGCGGGAGUGGCAGGAAGAAGAAGAGGUGCGGAAACGAGAGGACGCGGUAUUACAAUCGAAGAUGAGUAUCAAAAAGCCGCCCGAGAAGCCUCGUGUGCCCAGCUCGGGUAUUCUGCGAGGCCAGACGCUGGCACAAUACCACAAGGAGAGAACAGCAUCUGGCAAUAUUCCUCCAGUAGAGGUGGCAGAGACCCCAGAGCAACGACGGGUGAAGGAGUUGGAGCAACAGCUAGCAGAGGCUCGCGAGAGGGAAAGACAAUACCAGGCAGAACGUGAAGAGCGACUGAAACGAGAUGCAACGGGCGAUAGAUCACGACCGAGCACUGCAGAAACAGCACGACCAGCAAGUCCGCAGCAGAGCGAUGUCAGCUGGGCAGGCGAUGAACGUAACUUCCAGCGCAAGCAGUUGCAUACUGGUCAUGAUGGGGCUCCGUCGAGACCAGCCCAGUUUGGUGCCACGCGACCUCUGCCACCGCCCAAAGAGGAGCAACCUGCUCUACCAGCCCGACCUUUACCAGAACCCACCCCUGAUGAGCCAGAGCCGGUGCCAGAGCCAGAGCCAGAGCAAGAGCCAGAACGUGUUCAGGCACCUGCCACGAACCCGCCGGCAUUGCCCUUUAGAGGUCAGCCAUCGCCUUUUAACAAAUCACCCUUUAGUAGACCACUUCCCACUCUCGCCAACCAACCAAAACCCGAGCCCUUUGAGCCGGAACAGCGCAAGCCGAAUCGGACGGAGGCAUUUCUCUCCUCCAAUGCCGCACCGACUACCACAGGACCACGCAUAUCCUCGGCACAAGAGGCUGGAGACACCUCUCUCGAGCAGCAAAGGCUACGUGAUUCUCGUGUGGCUUCGCAGCAAAAGACCAAAGCUGGCGGAUGGGCGAGUAAGUCACUCCUGGAACGUGAGAUGGAACGAGAGCGUGAACGCCAGAAGGAGUGGGAGGCUGCGCAAGAGGAGUCUCAGAACGCGCCUCGAGAUCUUACUCAGGGCAGUGGACCCGCACAGAGCUGGGAUGUGCACCAGUAUGGAUACCUGGGAGGAGAUUCCCAGAACAAAGGCUCCAGUGUUGGAAGUGGGAUCAAUAUUGGAGGAAAGAGGCAGAUCACCUCGCCUGCGGGUACCUAUCGAGUGGGUGGUCCACGUCCGAUGAAGUGAUGCUUUUGCCCGGCAUAGAUGAUGAUUGAUAGAUACCAUGACAUAUCAUGCAACGCAGCGAAUUGUUUUC